AUGGCCACAGCCCAAGAUGUCCUUCCAGCACUGGACUUCCCACUCUCACCGUUCGUCACCUACGAAGCGUGGUCGCAAUCUACAUUCGAUCUCACCUCGGGAGUAAUACGACCAGACCAGGGCGCCGUCGGUUUUCCUGCUACCGAUCCCAACCUAGACCCUUUACUCGCACCCAGGCUUGCUGUGGGGUCGCCCAUGUCAGGGCUCGGCGAUGCGUACACGGACCUUCCACCAAACCCCAUUACGGAGGAGCCCGCGACGACCAUGCUGCCAUCUGUCGCUCGAUUUCCGUACUUUGUCGAAAAGGUAGAGUUUCCAUUCAUCUCGACAUUUGACGGAGAAAACUGGGCACGCAUCAAGCGCUACAUGGUCAUGCUGAGCGCUCGCAGUCCGGUCAUAGCCUCUGCGAUAUCAGCCGUCGAGGCACUCUACGAAGCCGAAGAACUCGGCCAAGAGACGUCCAAUGCCAUUUCUCUAUACUACGCCGCCAAAGCCGACCACGCCAAAAUGCUGCGGUUCCAAGAGCCCGACCUCGAGUUCACCUUUAUCGUGAUGGCGCUGUUGGCUUGUUUUGAGGUAGUCUCUCAGCAAGACACUGUGCCGACCAUGAUGAAAUCCGAAGGUCCCUUUGUGAUCAAGCUGGAGCGUUGGAUCCAGCAGCGGCCGUGGCCGCCCGUGGUAUGCCGCAUCGAGACAUGGCUGAAGCUACUACACGUCAAGGCGCUGCAUCUCGGGGGGAGAGGCUUCAUGUCGGCAAAAGUCAGCCAUCUGUUCUCGUACAACGCCGCCACUCUGACACCCAGUCUGAUAUUUCUGGACCGAGAUCCUCCUCCAACAUCGAUUCUGUAUGACGGGCUAGCAUCUCCCCUUUUCGAAUUCUACAUUCAGACCCAGCAAAUCGGGGCAUCGAUCUGCGGUCUGAACCGCCAUCACCGCUCGAGGGGCACCCUGGCCGACGAAAGCGAAGUAGACCAGACGGCCCUGAAGAUCCGACAGCAACUGGCCCUGUUGCGGCAGCAGGCGCCGAGCCUUUUACGGCUGAACAGGGACCAGCUCCAGGCUCUCGUUCCCGAACCGCUCCUCGACGAGCUAUCGACGCUGAUCGACCUGUGCAACGCGGCGUAUCAGAUCGAGAUUGUCGACCUCGGCCGCGCGCACGGACAAUGGCUGACGCCGACACCCGAGGCACAGGAAGCGCUGCGCCAAGUCCGGCGGAUCGUCGACGACAACGUCGCGCGCAACCACGCCGCCGUGAACCCGGGGUUCAUGUGGCCCAUCUUCUUCUACGCGCUCGAGGCCGACCAAGAGGGCGGCAACUGGGCCGUGCAGAUGCUCCAGCGGGUGCAGAAACCGAUAUAUCAGAGCGCCUUUAUGGCGCGUUUUCUGGCGGCCGUCGUCGAGUUACAGGGCCAGCGGUCCGACCGCGUCGAUUGUCGGUACUUGUGCACCGAGAAAUUCGGCAUUGCACCUCCGUUUAUCUAG
Fonsecaea pedrosoi CBS 271.37 is the source of this 1482-nucleotide messenger RNA. RefSeq lists its product as uncharacterized. The transcript has a single exon. The record is from RefSeq and is a predicted model, not a curated record. The coding region runs from base 1 to 1482 and encodes 493 amino acids. Lineage: Eukaryota; Fungi; Ascomycota; Eurotiomycetes; Chaetothyriales; Herpotrichiellaceae.